AUGGGUAUUAAAAUUAUCGGAUUUGGUAAAUCACCCACUACUCUUAGAGUAAUUCUUACCCUUCAAGAGUUAGGUCUAGAACAUGAAUUUGAAGAAGGCGUUUAUAAUGAAAUGAAAUCACCUGAUUUUCUUGCCACAAAAAAUCCAUUCGGGAAAGUCCCAGUAAUGAUUGAUGACGGUUUUACACUUUACGAAUCGCGUGCAAUCUGUCGUUAUCUCGUAAACAAAUACCAAGGAACCAAGAAUUCUACAAUUUUGAUUCCAAAAGAUAUACAAAAGGCCGCUUUGGUUGAACAAUACUUAUCGGUCGAAAGUUUAUAUUUUGAUUUACCAUCAACAGCCAUUAAUUUUGAAGAAAUUGUUGCUGUAAAGUAUAUGAAUAGAGAAGCUGAUGCUGAAAAGGUCAAAGAAGCAAAAGAAAAAAUUGAAAAUACAUUGGAUAUCUAUGAAAAAUUUCUCGAGGGAAAAGAUUAUUUGAUUGGUGAAUAUUCUUUGGCUGAUCUUGUUCAUAUAGCUAAUAUCUAUGUUAAUGUUCAUAAAACUAGCGCUAAAGAUGUAUAUUAUGAUGCUAAAAGACCCAAUGUUGUUAAAUGGUAUAUGAAUAGAGAAGCUGAUGCUGAAAAGGUCAAAGAAGCAAAAGAAAAAAUUGAAAAUACAUUGGAUAUCUAUGAAAAAUUGCUCGAGGGAAAAGAUUAUUUGAUUGGUGAAUAUUCUUUGGCUGAUCUUGUUCAUAUAGCUAAUAUCUAUGUUAAUGUUCAUAAAACUAGCGCUAAAGAUAUAUAUUAUGAUGCUAAAAGACCCAAUGUUGUUAAAUGGGUGAAAAGGAUUUUCGAAAGACCUGCUUGGAAACAAAUAGCAGCAAAUCUUAAUUCCGACUAA
This is a messenger RNA of Entrophospora sp. SA101, 879 nucleotides long. NCBI's taxonomy places the organism in Eukaryota, Fungi, Glomeromycota, Glomeromycetes, Entrophosporales, Entrophosporaceae. The record is from the annotation of a GenBank genome assembly.